AUGAGAAUUGAAGAUACUAGCUAUGGCAAUAGCAAGCACCUUGGAUCAAUCUACAACCGCCUACAAGCCCUUGAAGGAUCAUCUCAUGCCAAUUACAAGAGAGAGAGGAGUCCAACACCCAACCACCCUCCCUUUUAUUGCAAUGCCAUCACAAGAAGAAGCACUACUCAAGUCCAUGAGGACAAUGAAGAAGAAGAAAGAGAGUAUGAGGAACAAUUGAAUGAUGAAGAUGAAGAGCAGAGCAUCGACAUCAAUGCUUCCCCAAAACAGAGCAUGGAUACACCAAGCCCUAGAGACCCUCGUUUCUCACCAAGAAGUCAAGCUUCUACACUUCCAAGACUGGAAGCAAUGCAAAGACCAUCACCACCUACUGAAGAAGAAGAUACUUGGCAGUAUGAUCCCAUUGAUCCCAACAAGAUAAGCCCCAUGAAGCUUAAAGAGUUCAAUGCUAAGGUGAAAUCACUUCCAUUCUAUGUCACUUUUGAAGAAGCUUGGGAUAAACAUGGUCUAGUGGAGUUCUUUUUCACAACUAGUGAAAACAAAGAAGAGAUACACCAACUUUCAGGAAGGCUCGAUUUCCCAUUGCCCCUCAUGGAGUCAAUCAACCACCAUCACCACCAUCAUCACCACCACCCAGUGCCUACCUUCAAGACCCUCUACAAGAUUGAAGACCCAGGUCAAUUCUCUAUUCCCUGUCAAGUAAAUGGUCAUUACUUUGAUAGAACACUAUGCGAUUCUGGCUCUUGCAUAAACCUCAUGCCAACCCAAACCGCCAAACUCCUUGGCAUCACACGCUUGCAACCUGCUCAAAUUAGUAUUGGACUUGCUAACCAUACUAUAGCCAAGCCAAGAGGAGUUGUUGUUGAUGUUCUUCUAGAGAUUGGAGAUAUCAAGAUCCCGGUGGACUUUCAUGUCAUGAACAUUCAAGGAGGAUGUGACACACCAUUGAUACUAGGCCGACCCUUUUUGGCCACUGCUGGAGCUGUCAUGGACCUUCCAAACCGGCGAAUGUCCUUAGCCAAUGUUGACAAGACAGUCUUUUACAAGACCAUACCAUUCAUCUCACCAAACAAGCUGUCUUACCUCAUCACUGCCCAAGGCCGCCCAAGAGAACCACCAGACCACACUCAAGGUCACAAUGAGACAAGAACUAAAAGACUAUGUCUCAGGCCGUGCCCUUACCCCAUCUCCAACUAA
Microthlaspi erraticum is the source of this 1197-nucleotide messenger RNA. The record is from the annotation of a GenBank genome assembly. Lineage: Eukaryota; Viridiplantae; Streptophyta; Magnoliopsida; Brassicales; Brassicaceae.